AUGGAGGAGAAGGUGUGCGGGGUGUGCCGGCGGCAGUUUGCUGCGUACCGGUGCCCAAAGUGCGGGCUGCCGUACUGCUCUCUGGAGUGCUACCGCGGCGAAGGCCACGUGGAGUGCUCGGAACACUUCUACAAGGACCAGGUCAUGACCAGCCUCACGGAGCAGCGCGCAUCCAAGGAAGAGCGGCAGCAGAUGCGCGACAUCCUCGUUCGCCUCCGCGACGGCGAUCAACCUCUCGACACCAUCCUCACCGGUGAUGAAGAAAUAAAUGAUGAUGGGAACGACGACGACGACUUUGAUGAAGGCGAAGGCGGCAGUGACGCGCUGGACCAGCUGCGAGACCUGGUGGAGGCCGCGGGUGACCUCGACCUCAACGACCCAGACACCUGCGAGCAGCUGUGGGAGGCGCUCACCCCGGAGCAGCGGGCCCUGUUUGAGGAGCAGCUGCAGAGCGGGCUGCUUGGCUCCAGCCUCGACGUGUGGCAGCCCUGGUGGCAGCACGUGCCAGAGACCUUGCAGAGCUUCCAGCUCAUCCAAGACGCAGCCACGCAGCUCCUGGACAUUGCAGUCAUUCCAUCCGUCCCCCUCACCCUCAGACAGCUGGCAGAGGAGAGCAAGCUGCAACCAAUCUCGCAGGUGCUCAAGGGAAAGCAGCCCGCGGCGCAGGUUGUGUACAACAUGCUCAACGUCCUCCUUGCGUAUGCACACAGCCUGCGCACGUACAACGGCGACACCGCAACACACACCGUCGACAUUGUUGCCACCAUGCUGGAGACAAGCAUUGUGCUAUCGCAGGCGGCCGCCGUAAACGCCACGCGCACAGGCGCCCCUUGCACCGACGUCGCUUGA
Messenger RNA from Salpingoeca rosetta, 849 nucleotides. Its product is annotated as ZNHIT2 protein. The record is from RefSeq and is a predicted model, not a curated record. Lineage: Eukaryota; Choanoflagellata; Craspedida; Salpingoecidae. The transcript has 2 exons. The coding region runs from base 1 to 849 and encodes 282 amino acids.